Molecule: messenger RNA, 3459 nt
Organism: Ctenopharyngodon idella (grass carp)
Lineage: Eukaryota; Metazoa; Chordata; Actinopteri; Cypriniformes; Xenocyprididae
Gene: rbm25a
Product: RNA binding motif protein 25a
Exons: 19
Coding region: 198-2636 (812 amino acids)
Biological process (GO): mRNA processing; regulation of alternative mRNA splicing, via spliceosome
Cellular component (GO): spliceosomal complex
Molecular function (GO): mRNA binding
Source: RefSeq, a predicted model, not a curated record
CUGACGCUGGCGAUAUUUCUUAGGGUUUUCUAUGGAUGCUCGUUAUUAUCAGAGGAACGCAUGACCAAAUCAAAAGAGAAACAUUAGUUAUUGUACUGAACGUGGAGCUGUAUAUUCAUUCCUGUGGCUGAUAGGAGGUCACAUUAUUUUAAGCGGAGUUGAUACUAAAACCGAAUUUGAUUGGUGUAUCAGCAGAGAUGUCAUUCCCUCCUCACCUGAACCAGAUAGCCCAGUUACCCCCUGGCAUUUCCCCCACACAGUUUGCUGGGUUUCCCGCCACUGUCCCUACAGCAAGUCCAAUAAUCCCAGUCCCUGUAGGAAUGAUGACUCCCUCUCCAGCGAUGAUGGUGAGGGGGUGGGGGCCAAUGGUUUUGGUUCAAACUGCAGUGCCAGUGGUUCAGAAGUUGACUAAGGAGACCAUUGCCACCCGUAACAAGGACCAAGAAGAAGGUACAGGAACCAGCACAGGGCCGACCACCACAGUGUUUGUGGGAAACAUCUCAGAGAAGGCCUCCGAUAUGUUGGUGCGGCAGUUGUUGGCGAAAUGUGGUUUAGUCCUCAGCUGGAAAAGAGUUCAGGGGGCUUCUGGAAAACUGCAAGCAUUUGGUUUCUGUGAGUACAAAGAGCCAGAGUCCACGCUGAGAGCUCUCCGACUGCUUCAUGAGCUGCAAGUGGGUGAUAAGAAGUUACUUGUGAAGGUGGAUGCAAAGACCAAAGCUCAGCUGGAGACCUGGAAGGCCAGUCAGAGGAGACGAAACGGGGCUACUCAGUCUGGAGAAGAGCCUAAAGACGAAGAGGAAGAAGAGGUUCUGGACGAGGAGACGAAGCGGCGUGAUCAGAUGGUGAAGGGUGCCAUAGACAGUCUGAUCCGGGAAUACUCCAGUGAGCUCUCAGCUUCUUCACAGGAUGCUGAAGCCCAUCAACGCAAGAAACGUAAAGAGAAGAAGGAGGAUGAUAUAAAUGCCAUGGAGCUGGAGGAUGACAAGCGAGACCUGAUUUCCAGAGAGAUUAGCAAAUUCAGAGACACACACAAGAAACUAGAGGAGGAGAAGGAGAGAGAAAAACAGCAGAUUGAGAAAGAGAGGAAAGAAAGAGAUAAAGAGAGGGAGCGAGAGAAAGAGCGACGUGAACGAGAGAGAGAGAAGGAGCGGGAGAGAGAGCGACAGAAGGAGAGAGAAAAGGAGCGAGAGAGAGAGCGAGACCGUGAACGUGAAAGAACAAAGGAGAAAGAGCGGGAGAAAGAGAGAAGUCGUGAUCGCAGUAAAGACAGAAGCAGAUCAAGGGAGAAGAGUCGAGAAGAGAAGAAAAGGGAGCGAGAGGAAGAUGAGGAGGAGGCGUACGAACGACGGAGGUUGGAGAGGAAGCUACGUGAAAAGGAGGCAGCCUAUCAGGAGCGCCUGAAGAACUGGGAGAUCAGAGAGAGGAAAAAAGCAAGGGAUUACAGUAAAGAAACAGAGAGAGAGGAGGAAAGACACAGAGAGAUGACUAAAGAAGCCAAGCGUCUGAAAGAGUUCCUAGAGGAUUAUGAUGAUGACAGAGAUGAUCCUAAAUACUACAGGGGCAGUGCAUUGCAGAAGCGAUUGAGAGAUAGGGAGAAAGAGCUGGAAUUAGAUGAGAGAGAUCGAAAAAGAGAGAAAGAUGAGUUAGAGGAGAUCAGACAGAGACUCCUAGCAGAAGGACACCCAGAUCCUGAUGCUGAACUUCAGAGGAUAGAGCAAGAGGCUGAGAAGCAGCGGCAGCCUCCUCUAAAGCAAGAGCAGAGUGAGGAGGUGCUGGACGUCUCCCGUGAGGAGCAUCAGAGAAAAGGAGAUGUGGAGAAGGAGGCGUACUCCUCAGACAAUAACAUCACUGACCAAGAGGAAGAUGAAGAGGAUGAUGAUGAUGACCGAGAGGCCAAGCCAUGCCUGAAGCCCACACUUAGACCUGUUACUACGGCACCCUCUGUCUCUUCAGCCAGUGGGAAUGCCACACCCCUCUCACCCAGCAGCGAAUCACCUUGCGGCAUCAUCGCUCCGCAUGAGAACUCUUCACAUGAGGCCCCGCCCACAGAGGAGAUCAGGCCUAAAAUAGGCCUCAGUCUCAAACUAGGUUCUGCAGGAAGUCCUAAAAUGCCGCAGGCAGUAAGACGAAAGGCUCUUGCUGUGGUGGACAGUGUCUUUAAUAAGUUUGAUGAUGAGGAGACAGAGGAAGCGCCCAAGAAGAGGAAGCUGGUACCUCUCGAUUACAGUGAGGAUGAGAGGGGAGGCCUUAGCCUGGAUGGAGCAGAGGUCACGGGGUCACGGCCUGGUGUAAACACAGAAGAGAAACGAAAACAUAUCAAGAGUCUGAUUGAGAAAAUUCCCACAGUCAAACAAGAGCUGUUUAAUUAUCCACUGGACUGGAACAUGGUGGACACGACAUUGAUGGACAGGAGGAUCCGCCCCUGGAUCAAUAAGAAAAUCAUAGAAUACAUUGGAGAGGAGGAAGCCACACUAGUCGACUUUGUCUGUUCUAAGGUCAUGGCUCACAGCACACCAGAGGGAAUUCUGGAUGAUGUUGCCAUGGUACUGGAUGAAGAAGCGGAAGUGUUUAUAGUGAAAAUGUGGAGACUUCUCAUCUACGAAACAGAAGCCAAGAAAAUCGGCCUGGUAAAAUAACAUGAACUGAGAGAGAGAAACAAGCAGGAGAGAGGGUGAAGUUAACCUGGCUUCUUCUGCUUUUAGAGCCUUUAAAUUAAAGUAUGGUGGAUGAACACCACAGACUGAUGCACUUCAACUCUUCCUAUAUACUCCAGAGGAUUAACUGCACAGCUACUGGUGUGUGUGUGUGUGUGUGUGUGUGUGUGCGCGUGUGUACACUGGUAUGAGGUUGUGUGUGUGUGUGUGUGUGUGUGUGUGUGUGUGUGUGUGUGUGUGUGUGUGUGUGUAUGUGUAUGUAUGUGUGUAUAUAACAGGCAUGUGCCAGUUGGUCUGAAUGCAUUGCCAAAACUGUGUAAAAGUUAAAAGCUUAUUUCAUGCCCAGAUUAAACAGGGAAUCUAGUUUGGCUGGCUGUUUUCCAUUUGACUUAGUUGUAGGUUUUAUUUAAUUCUCUCAAGUCUCAAUUUUAGCACAGCCAAGUUCAAUCACGUUAUUUUCCUCUUUUAUUAUUUGCGUGAACUCAGUUGGUUUUUACUGUCUACCUGCCUCAUUACAGAAAAAUAUGAUGAUUUUUUUGUGUGUGUGUGUGUGUGUGCUGUAUCAACAAAAAGUAAUGUUUAAAUAGGGAUUAAAUAUCUCAUUGUAAACAAGCUGAAUGAAGCCAUACCUGUGGAGAUGUGGGAUUUUCUCCGAGUUUGUCUGGUUUUGCAGCAGUGGUUUUGAAUGUGGUGUAUUUUGCACAUACCAGCCCAUUUGAAGGUUUGUUUCCAUGGUGAUUGCUUUGACUUUGAAAUAUUAAAAUGUUUGAUUUUCUAGACUGGAACCAGUCAGUACUUUUUGCUA